AUGUUCAAGCAUAGUACAGGUAUUCUCUCGAGGACAGUUUCUGCAAGAUCGCCUACAUUGGUCCUGAGAACAUUUACAACGAAGGCUCCAAAGAUCUAUACUUUUGACCAGGUCAGGAACCUAGUCGAACACCCCAAUGAUAAAAAACUAUUGGUAGAUGUAAGGGAACCCAAGGAAGUAAAGGAUUACAAGAUGCCAACUACAAUAAAUAUUCCGGUGAAUAGUGCCCCUGGCGCUCUUGGAUUGCCCGAAAAGGAGUUUCACAAAGUUUUCCAAUUUGCUAAACCACCUCACGAUAAAGAAUUGAUUUUUCUUUGUGCGAAAGGAGUAAGAGCCAAAACUGCCGAAGAGUUGGCUCGAUCUUAUGGGUACGAAAACACUGGUAUCUAUCCUGGUUCUAUUACUGAGUGGUUAGCUAAAGGUGGUGCUGACGUUAAGCCCAAAAAAUAA
Saccharomyces cerevisiae S288C is the source of this 450-nucleotide messenger RNA. It is a transcript of the gene RDL2, whose product is annotated as thiosulfate sulfurtransferase RDL2. Gene Ontology annotation, molecular function: thiosulfate-cyanide sulfurtransferase activity. The record is from RefSeq and is marked reviewed. Gene Ontology annotation, cellular component: mitochondrion. Bases 1 to 450 code for a protein of 149 amino acids. The transcript has a single exon. NCBI's taxonomy places the organism in Eukaryota, Fungi, Ascomycota, Saccharomycetes, Saccharomycetales, Saccharomycetaceae.